AUGAUAGAUUUGGAACCAUCAGUGAUCACAAAAUGCACCAAUUCAAUGCCCAUGAUCAACCCUCGCAACUUGCACGUGAGUGAGCAGGGUAAUGGAGCCGGAAACAACUGGUUGAAUGGGUAUAGCUACGGCAGUCAGUACGAGGAUGACUUGUUAAAUCUCAUUGAUCGUGAAUGUGACAAGUGCGACAACCUCAACAAUUUGCAAUUAUUUCAUAGCGUGGCGGGAGGCACAGGGGCUGGAAUUGGCUCGUUUUUAUUAGAGGCCCUCAAUGACCGCUACGGUAGCAAAAAAUUGAUGAAUACGUUUCUGAUUUUCCCAUCCAGUGAGGGCACUUCUGAUGUGGUGGUACAGCCAUACAACACUAUGCUCACGUUAAAACGACUUAUUGAUUUUAGCGACGCAACCGUCGUGUUCGAUAACGAUGCGUUGACAGGCGUGGAGAAUAUGAUAGUGAAAAACACUGGCUCCGAUAGGGCCACCUCUGCAUUCCAAGGACCCAACAAAUUGAUCGCCAUGGCUCUGGCGAGCAUCUCCAACCCUAUUCGGUUUCCCGGCUACAUGUACAGCUCCUAUGAACUGAUCUUGUCUACACUAGUGCCCACUCCCGAUCUCAAGUUUCUUUCUGCAGCCAUAGCUCCGGUAUCUGAAAUCGUGGGACACAAUUCAACCCGAUUGCAUGCCAUGAACGAGUACGAUUUGAUUCUCGAACUAUUGGACGACAAGUACAAAAUGAACCGUGUUUCAGAACCAGUUAACUACAUAGCGAUGCUCACCUACUUGAUAGGUUCUGAGUCUCAACAUGAGAUCAGAAAGGGAAUAAUCAAAGCCCAAAGUCGAGUUCAAUUUGUACCUUGGACUUCUUCUUCAGUCCAUGUUGUCAGUGGACACAAACCCUACAGCGCUGGUUCGCUUACAGGAGUGCAGAUAUCGAACAAUUCUUCUAUCGCCAGUAUGUUUACGAAGGUGGUGAAACAAUUUGAUCGUUUGGCCCAAAGAGGUGCCUACAUUAACAACUAUACCGAGUCCAACGAUGCCGCUGAGCGCGCCAGAGUUCUUGAAAUUUUCGCAGAAUGCAAAGAGUCCGUUAUCGGAGUAAUCGAUGAGUAUCGGGCCUGUCAAGAUCUUUCCUAUUUGGACGAUGCAUAA
This is a messenger RNA of Meyerozyma guilliermondii ATCC 6260, 1149 nucleotides long. It is a transcript of the gene TUB4, whose product is annotated as gamma-tubulin. Lineage: Eukaryota; Fungi; Ascomycota; Pichiomycetes; Serinales; Debaryomycetaceae. Gene Ontology annotation, biological process: microtubule nucleation; cytoplasmic microtubule organization; mitotic spindle organization. Gene Ontology annotation, molecular function: structural constituent of cytoskeleton; GTP binding. The coding region runs from base 1 to 1149 and encodes 382 amino acids. The transcript has a single exon. Gene Ontology annotation, cellular component: cytoplasm; spindle; centrosome. The record is from RefSeq and is a predicted model, not a curated record.